CGAUGGAGCCGGCGGGCAGCGAGGGCGUCCCGGGCUCCUCUGCAGGAAUAAAAGACAGAAAAGAACAUCAAGCAUGGUACUUGAAAAUAUCAAAGCUGGCACUGGCAUUGGCAAUUAUCCAUUCAAAGCCUCCAGAAAAAAGCAGCAAAGAAUACACAGAGCAUCUUGCUAAAAUUAUUUCUGGACAGGAUUUUAAAUGGAGAUCAAAAGUUGAAGCAUUAGAAGCUGAAGUCCUUAGAUUACGUCAGGAGCUUCUUUUGAACAAGAUCUGUCCAAGAUUCUGCUUGGAAAAUAGAAACCCAGAUGCCUUUACUGAAAUUCUGCUGGAUCAGGAACAUAUAAACCCUAUAAUAAAUUGCUCAAGUCAGCUAGAAGAUUCUGGGUGUGAUGUAUCUAGUGACUGUGUAUUUGAUACUGUAGACAUAUCACAUAACUUUGGGCACUCUGAGCACAGUUGUAACACUUCAUCUUGUACGUUUAAUUCUGAAAUACUUCCUAUAUUGAAUACCCAUUGUACUAACAAGGAAAAAACUCUGGCUGCUCACAUGCAGUUCUUGCAACAUCUCCUUGAACUAAGAAAACUGACAGAAGCAGGAGGUCUGAAAACAGUCUUUACAAAGCUUGAAAGCGACUGCUCCACAAUAUCAGAUUCUGUCUCUCGAUUGCUUGAUGGCCUGCUUACUUUUUACAAGAAUCCUAAAUUUCCUGUCUCAAAUUUUCUGACAGAAGCAGUUUCUGUUUUGAUCAAUUUAAUAACUGAUGCUAAUUUAUCUAAUCAUGUUCUGAAAAUGUGUUUUGAGAAGCUAGAAGAAUUUAAGAAAAACCUAGUUCAGAUUAUUUUAAGCAACAGCAAUAUCAAUAGGUUUCAGGUGCAGUAUCCCGUGUCCCACACUCUUGUUUUGCUGGGAAGAUGCAACAUAUUAAGAAAGUCUAUAAUAUCUCUGCUGUUAUCUGAAGUAAAUCAAUUUGCUGAUGAGUUGCAGCAAGCCCACCAGAUUGAGGCCAAGUAUAAUGUUACCCAAUAUGAGAAUAUUUUUUCUCUCUGCAUGAUUUUGGAACAGCUUCUUCAGAAGGGGACAGGAGAAGGUAACAUUUCAAGCUCGGACUAUGAUGGAGAAGAAAAAAACAAAUUUCUGCAGAACCUUGAUCAAAUUAUUCUCCAUCUUGCUGAUGAAUUCCCAUUGUUUUCGGUUUAUAUGUGGAGACUGGGUGCUCUUUUGAACUCAUCUCAAAUGCAAAUUGUCUAAAACAGACAGGCUUCUUUUUAGCAGUAUAUUCAUUAUAGCUGUGGAAAACCAGAGCAUGAAAAUGGUCACUACUGAAAGACUUUCAAUGAUUAUACUAAACAACAAUAUCUAAGAUAAUGUGGUUGUUUUUCCAUUCUUCAUAUAGAAAAGAGUGAUAUCUUGAAUGCCACUGUGUAGUAACUGUGCGUAAAUGUUGGCUUUUAUUAUGGAAACUCCUGUGUAUUACAUUGUCUACAUGAAUGGAAGUUGAGCAGCAAAGUCAUUUUAUGUGAUAUUUAGAAUAAGUAAAUAAAAUGAACUUUUAGAUUAAGUCCAAGACUUUAAAAAAUUGAGUGCUCCAGUUAGGCUCAUGAAUCCAUAUUUAGGCACAUAAAUAAGUGGCAUAACUUUCAAAAGCGCUGCUCAACCAGAAGUUUCUGUAUGUUUCAGUGGGAGCUAUUGAAUACUCAGCACUUUUGACAAUCAGACCAUUUAUUUAGGUGCCUAAAUAUGGACUCACAAGGCUAACUGUAGGCAUCCAUGAUUUUAUUUUAUUACAGUUUUAAAUUUUGGCCAAUAUGUUAAGGUUAAAUUGUAUAUAGCGAAGAUUUCUAUGCUGUGGUGGAAAUACAGAUAUAUAUUCAUAUGCAGAAGCUUUGUUGUUUUCAGAAAAAAUGAAAUAAGUACAGCUAUAACUUAGAUAAUUUUUUCACAUUCUCCUAGGUCUAUUGUAGUCUCCAACUUAACCAAAAUAUUUUGUUUUAUGUCAGAUAUAACCAAUGUUUAAUUUGUCUAUUUUUAUCCUUUUCUCACUUUCAGCAAACAUUGCAUAUACACUAAUUGUACGUGCAUAAACACUGAGCCAAAUUCACUCUGAAUUAACUCAGCUGUAGUUAACGGAGUUGCACCUGUAUUAAUUUAGCUCAUUUUGUAAUUGCUUGGACCUAAAAAUCCUAAGUUAGACAGAUAAAAUCCCAUUUAAAUGUUCAUACAUUAUAUCUAAUUUUUGGAUUUUCAUUUCUUUGUACAGGAUUUACAUAAAUAUUUACAUACUUUAGUAGGAAUCUUCUUAAACAUAAAAACUUUAAAAUUUGGGCCCAACAGUUAUUACAGUGAUCCAGAAUUUUUGUUACAUUUUAGCAAUUACCCUCCAAAUACAUUACAAUUUUCUCAGGGAGAUCAAACAAUAUUAAUAUCCUUAUGAGUUCUAUUAGUGAGAUUCGCUUAUAAAUUAAAUAUUUUAAAUAUUUCAACAGUUUCUUCCCAUCACAAAGUUUGCUUCAUAUCGAUUUUAAUGUGUUUUUAUUUGUUACUAAAAUUCAGUGAAACACCUCUUCAGUAACAUUGGAAAGAUGUUUGUAUUAAAUGUGAAUGCAUAUUAUUUUAAUGAUCGAAACUGUAUUUUCUAAAUAUUAAUAUAUUUUUGCAAUAAUGUUGCAACAGAACAACACUCCUGUUAUAUAGGCAUAACUGGGCCAAUAAGGCAAUUGUCUUGUGAUUUCUG
Chrysemys picta bellii (western painted turtle) is the source of this 2730-nucleotide messenger RNA. It is a transcript of the gene MEI4, whose product is annotated as meiotic double-stranded break formation protein 4. Gene Ontology annotation, cellular component: lateral element. Gene Ontology annotation, biological process: oogenesis; meiotic DNA double-strand break formation; spermatogenesis. The record is from RefSeq and is a predicted model, not a curated record. Lineage: Eukaryota; Metazoa; Chordata; Testudines; Emydidae.